Messenger RNA from Penicillium hordei, 501 nucleotides. RefSeq lists its product as uncharacterized. The coding region runs from base 1 to 501 and encodes 166 amino acids. The transcript has a single exon. The record is from RefSeq and is a predicted model, not a curated record. Lineage: Eukaryota; Fungi; Ascomycota; Eurotiomycetes; Eurotiales; Aspergillaceae.
AUGGAGGAAGGUCAAGUCCAUCUUUUGCGAGUCUGUCCUGGAGGCCCAGAGGGUGAUGGUACGCUUUCAGAUAUCCUAAGCGACAGGCGCAUGUCCGACGAAGAAGUGCGAGGGGUUGCCUCGAGCUACAGCCACAUGAGCAGGUUCGUCUUCCCCACACGGCUAGGCUGGGUCAAAAGCAAUGGUGUGUGUCUGUAUGCCAUCGACGAUCACAAACCGUACGAGUACGAACUGAGGCAGGUCCCUGAAAAUGUGAGGGAUUGGGAGGAGACUGCGACUGCUUUAGCUUGUGGGGUGUUGGUAAAUGGUGUGGUCUAUGACCCUAACCAGAUGCUUAAGAUUAGGCAGCGUUUGGGCGAGGACCGUCAUCGUGAGAUUAAUUUGAGGUUUAGGACAUGGGGAAGUAGUGUUAAUGGCCUCUGGAUUGGAGGCACAGCCGAAUUUGAGACCGAGAAGAGAGAGACUGGAAAGACAAAGAACUGGGAGACCGAUACUGAAUAG